AUGAAGCUGGAAAUCAUGCCCAGGCAGAGGGCCCUGGAGGCGGGGCAGCGGGAGGAGGCCAUGGAGAUGAGCGGCCUCGAGCUGUGGAAGCACGAGAAGCCCCCCAAGAUCUUCCCCAUGCCCCCGCCGCUGCCGCCGCUGCUGGCGGCGGCCGGGGCGGGGGGCUACGACGAGGCCACGCUCGUGCCGCCGCUCAACUUCGCCAUGGUCGACGACGGCAUCUACCGCUCCGGCUUCCCGGCCGCCGCCAACUUCCGCUUCCUCAAGUCCCUCAACCUCCGCUCCAUCGUGUACCUCUGCCCGGAGCCGUACCCGGAGAUUAACACGGAGUUCCUCGAGAAGAACGGAAUCAAGCUCCACCAGUUCGGAAUCGAGGGCCGCAAGGAACCAUUCGUCGAGAUACCCGAUGAGAAAAUCCGGGAGGCGCUUAAAGUUGUCCUAGAUGUAAGAAAUCAGCCAUUACUUAUUCACUGCAAGAGAGGCAAGCACCGAACUGGAUGCGUCGUCGGUUGCAUGAGGAAGUUGCAGAAAUGGUGCCUGUCUUCGGUCUUCGACGAGUACCAGCGCUUCGCCGCUGCGAAAGUGAGGAGCACCGACCUGAGAUUCAUGGAGCUGUUCGACGUCGCGAGCUUGAAGCACCUGACCAACUCACAUUGUUAA
Messenger RNA from Triticum turgidum subsp. durum (durum wheat), 660 nucleotides. The record is from the annotation of a GenBank genome assembly. NCBI's taxonomy places the organism in Eukaryota, Viridiplantae, Streptophyta, Magnoliopsida, Poales, Poaceae.